Molecule: messenger RNA, 785 nt
Organism: Exophiala xenobiotica
Lineage: Eukaryota; Fungi; Ascomycota; Eurotiomycetes; Chaetothyriales; Herpotrichiellaceae
Exons: 3
Coding region: 1-750 (249 amino acids)
Source: RefSeq, a predicted model, not a curated record
AUGUCGCACGAGGUUGUUGUUCUCAUUACGGGGGCGAACAGAGGAAUUGGAAACGCUCUUGUGUCCAAGUACCUAGCGAGACCAAAACAUAUUGUAGUCGCCGGCCUCCGUGACCCAGACAGCGCUUCGUCAAGAAAUAUCCGGACAUUACCGCAUGGUAUGGAAAGUCAAGUAAUACUGGUCAAGCUGGACAGCACCUCGGAGACGGAUGCGAGAGCGGCUGUAGAGACACUGACAUCCAAACACAGCCUAACAAAGCUCGACAUUGUCAUUGCAAAUGCCGGUGUUUCAAAGUACUUUGGAAAGGCCCUAGUGACACCGGCAAAGGAAAUGUCCGAUCACUUCGUCGUCAACACUAUCGCGCCGUUACUGUUAUUUCAGGCUACCGAUACUCUUCUCAAGGCAGCACCAGCGCCGAGAUUCGUGGUCGUCUCAUCCGGUGCAGGGAGUCUUAGCCAGGUGGUGAAGCUUCCGGUGGAGAAUACCGCUUACGGCGCGUCUAAAGCCGCUGUCAAUUUUGUCAGCUGUAGGAUUCACUAUGAAAACCCAUAUCUGACUGCAUUUGCCCUCAACCCGGGCUGGCUCCAAACGGAGUUAGGAAAUCAUGCUGCAAGGGGAGCAGGGAUGGCGGCUGCACCUGUAUUUGUGGAAGAUGGGGUAAACGGGAUGAUCGAGCAAAUCGACAAGGCGACGAGAGAAGGAUCAUCUGGGAAAUUCUUGUCAUUCAAUGGCGAAGAAAUCCCUUGGUAAAUAUGACUAAUUGUAGACGCGCCACCUGCCGGACG